Molecule: messenger RNA, 979 nt
Organism: Arabidopsis arenosa
Lineage: Eukaryota; Viridiplantae; Streptophyta; Magnoliopsida; Brassicales; Brassicaceae
Source: the annotation of a GenBank genome assembly
GAAGAAACCGUACUCUUUGCCGUAUCUGAUCACACAAUGGUCAAAGUGGCGCCAUUUUUUCUUUUCACCAAAUCAUAAAACACCUUUUCCUCAAAAAAAUCCAUGUUUUGGCGGGUGGCUUCUUCUGAUAAUAGAGAAUGAAUAAAAGGGCAUUUUCGUCAUUUAAUAACCAAAAUCCUAGGGUUUAAUUCCGAACCAAUUUAUAAUCAUGGGUUUGGUUUUAUUGAUCAUUGUCUCUGUCGGUUCGAUUCUUUCAAAAACAAAGCCUCUCUCUCUCUCUGACACUCUUCUUCACUCUCUUCUCUGCAUGUUUUUGCGAAGAAUCGUGAUCUCUUCUAAACCCUAGUAACCAGAUUGAUUCUGAUCCUUUCCUUGAUCUCUGUUUUCAAACCCUAGCUUUCCCGAUUGCGGCGCCGACUCUGAUCAAAUCCUUAAAUAUCCAUUUCACUUAGACGAUCUCGGAAGUAGAGAAUGCUAGAUCACAGUGAGAAGGUUUUGGUUGAUUCAGAAACCAUGAAAACAAGAGUUGAAGAAGACAUGAUCGAACAGAACAAAACUAGUGUUAACGACAAGAAGAAGACUUGUGCUGAUUGUGGUACAAGCAAAACCCCUCUUUGGCGUGGUGGUCCUACUGGUCCUAAGUCGUUGUGUAACGCAUGUGGGAUCAGAAACAGGAAGAAGAGAAGAGGAACAGAGGAUAAUAAGAAAUUAAAGAAAUCAAGUUCCGGCGGCGGAAACCCUAAAUUGGGUGAAUCGUUAAAACAGAGGUUGAUGGAUUUUGGGAUGACGAAGAGAUCAACGGUGGAGAAGCAACGACGGAAGCUUGGUGAAGAAGAACAAGCCGCUGUUUUACUCAUGGCUCUUUCUUAUGGCUCUGUUUACGCUUAGUGGUUUUUUUCUGGAUCUCACCAUGAUUAGGGUUUUCUUGAAUUUGGAGAGCAAUGAUGAUGAUGAUGACUAACAAAAUGAAAUGUGAGAU